Molecule: messenger RNA, 1805 nt
Organism: Rubroshorea leprosula
Lineage: Eukaryota; Viridiplantae; Streptophyta; Magnoliopsida; Malvales; Dipterocarpaceae
Source: the annotation of a GenBank genome assembly
CCCAAGCAUGUACAUAUCAGCAUUACUCUCUUUAUUGAAGAAAAAGCUAGGAUUAUCAGCUUGCUUUAGGAAUAUAAAGAUGUCUUUGCUUGGAAUUAUGAUGAGAUGCUAGGACUUGAUCCAGCCGUGGUGGCACACUCUUUAAAUGUUGAUCUCAAAGCAAAGCUGGUUAUGCAGCCAAAUCAUGCUUUCGAUCUUGAAGUCACUAUCAAAAUUAAGGAAGAAGUUAAGAAACUCCUGGCUGCAGGAUUCAUUAAGCAAAACAAGAAGCCCACUUGGUUGGCCAACAUUGUACCAGUUCAAAAGAAAAAUGGGCAAAUUAGGUGUUGUGUUAAUUUCCGUGAUCUCAAUAAAGCAUGCUCGAAGUAUGAAUUCUUUGUGCUAAACAUGUAUGUGUUUAUGGAUAACACCACUGGCUACGAGAUGUAUUCUCUUAUGGAUGGCAAUAGUGGAUAUAACCAAGUCAGCAUGUGCCCCAACGAUGUAGUGAAAACUAGCUUUCACACUCUUGUCGGCAACUUUUAUUAUGUUGUUAUGCCUUUUAGAUUUAAAAAUGCUGGGACUAUUUAUCAAAGAGUCAAGAUUACAUGUAUAAAUCCUAUUGUCAUCAAUGGACAAGAUGUUGUGGAGUUGCUAUCUAAAUUUUUUGGUAGUGUCCAACAUCUUAUUUCUGACAAAGUCUCAGGUGGUGAGGUUGCUUCUGCACAAGAAAUUGAAAAAGAAUGCACAUUGUAUUUUGAUGGCUUUUCUACAGCUAAAGGGGCUACGGCUACGGCUACGGCUACGGCUACGGCUAUGGCUACGGCUGAGGCUAGCAUUGUUCUUAGAGAUGAUAAAGGCCAUGAUAUAGUAUUUUCAUUUAAGCUUGAUUUUUUGUGCACAAACAACAUGGCUAAGUUGGCUGAUGCCUUAGCCAUAAUUGCUUCAAAGGUGCCCAUAACCGAGAAUCCUUUCAGUUUCCAAGUCAUCCGAAAUGAGCACCCAAUUUAUCAUGGCCAUGAAUUUGUUCUACCCCAGCCGCCUAACCAUGUUGACUUGCGAUAUGAGAUUUGUAAUGCUUUACUGCAACAAAGGCUUGAUGUGCCUUUAAAGGACUUGUCUAGCUAUGUUAUCAUUUCUUGUGAACUAUACUAUUGCCUCUCUAGCGGUCUCAUAACUAGGUGCAUCAGCAAUGAAGAGGCUUAUCACAAACUUAGAGAAAUCCAUGAUUGCACAUAUGGCCAGGACAACUGUGCGAGCCUAUACCAUCGAAUUCACCGAAUAAAUGCAGAGGAAUGUGAUGAACAUCAAGGAUGGAGAAAGCUGUAUGAGCAACUCUUGGCUCAUGGCUACUACUGGCCAAGUAUGAAACAAGACGUUGCAAAUUUGUCUGGCAAUGUCACACUUGAUAGGCCAAUUGAGGACUUAGAAUCCAUCAAAGCACUUCACCAAACAGCACAAGAAAAGGCUAAAAAAUAUCAAUCCAAGAUGACAAAUGCCUACAAUCGUGCAGUCAAAGCUGGAGUUUUCACAUUUGGCAAAUGGUUCUCAAAGCCUCCGAACAUGUGAGGAAGAACAUUGCUGGCCUAUCCAAGUUUGUUGCAAAUUGGGACGACCCCUUCAUCAUUACAAAAGCACAUAACAAUGAGUACUAUCAUCUCAAAACUCACAAGGGAGAGUCAUUACUAGACCCCAUGAAUGCCAAGUGGCUCAAGCCGUGCUAUUGCUAGGCUUUGCCAACAUCGCUCAUUGAUAAGUAAGCAUUCUUCAUUUUUUAAUUUUACCUCUAGCAAUGUGAUUUAUUCUACUAAAAAGGGUUGAUUCUA